GACCUGGACUACCUGGCCGCCCUGGAUGAUGAUGGGAACCUGUCGGAGGUGGGGAUCAUCAUGUCGGAGUUUCCCCUGGACCCUCAGCUGGCCAAGGCGCUCAUCGCCUCCUGCGAGUUCGACUGCGUGGAGGAGAUGGUCAGCCUGGCCGCCAUGCUCACGGGUACCGUGCCAAGGGGCUCGGAGCCGCCAGCGCUGGCAGGGGAGGCGGUGACCAUGCGCCGGCGGGCCCUGCUCCACCCGGACGGAGACCACUUCACCCUCAUCAACAUCUUCAACGCCUUCCAGCAGCACACCGCGGACGAGGGCUGGUGCCGCAAGCACGCGGUGAGCGGGGACGCGCUGCGGCUGGCGGGCACCGUGCGGGCGGAGCUGCUGGAGGUGAUGCGGCGCAUCGAGCUGCCCAUCUCGCCCCCCGCCUUCGGCACCGACGCCAACGUCCUCAACAUCCAGAGAGCCCUGAUCUCCGGCUACUUCCUCAAG
Messenger RNA from Antrostomus carolinensis (chuck-will's-widow), 483 nucleotides. Its product is annotated as ATP-dependent RNA helicase DQX1. Gene Ontology annotation, molecular function: helicase activity; RNA binding. The annotation marks the transcript as partial. Gene Ontology annotation, cellular component: spliceosomal complex; intracellular anatomical structure. The transcript is spliced from 4 exons. The record is from RefSeq and is a predicted model, not a curated record. NCBI's taxonomy places the organism in Eukaryota, Metazoa, Chordata, Aves, Caprimulgiformes, Caprimulgidae.